AUGAGGUGGGAGGAAAGAAGAAUACAGGACAGACAGAGAGGAGAAACUCAUAAAAGGUUAAGUAUCCACACAGGUUUACAACACCAGAUAAUUUGGCCAUGCCAGCCCAGCUGUGUGCCACUGGAUGAGAAACUCCUGCCAGAGCUACUUCAGGAGGCAGGAUAUGUUACUCACAUGGUGGGGAAGUGGCAUUUGGGGAUGUACAGAAAAGAAUGCCUUCCAACCCGCAGAGGAUUUGAUACUUACUUUGGCUAUCUUCUGGGAAGUGAAGAUUAUUAUUCUCAUGAUCGUUGCGUCCUCAUCAAAGCAAAGAACGUAACACGCUGUGCUGUGGACUUUCGAGAUGGAGAAGAAGUUGCGACUGGAUUUAAAAACAUUUACUCGACUAACUUAUUCACAGAAAGAGCUAUAGAUCUUAUAGCCAAUCACAAAACUGAGAAGCCCCUCUUUCUCUACCUCGCUUUUCAGUCUGUCCAUGAACCUCUUGAGGUCUCUGAAGAAUAUAUGAAACCAUAUUCCUCCAUCAAAGAUGCAAAGAGGCGCCAUUAUGCAGGGAUGGUGACUCUUAUGGAUGAAGCUGUAGGAAAUCUUACUGAUGCUCUGAAAAGAUAUGGUCUUUGGGACAACACGGUUCUUGUUUUCUCUACUGAUAAUGGAGGACAGACUUUGGCAGGUGGGAAUAACUGGCCGCUGAGAGGAAGAAAAUGGACACUCUGGGAAGGAGGAGUGAGAGGAGUAGGCUUUGUUGCGAGUCCUUUACUGAAACAAAAGGGUGUAGAAAGUCAUGAACUCAUCCAUAUCUCUGACUGGCUGCCAACGCUGGUGCACCUUGCUGGAGGACAUACCAAUGGCACUAAGCCUUUGGAUGGCUUUGAUGUUUGGAAAACUAUCAGUGAAGGAAGACCUUCCCCCAGAGUGGAACUACUGCAUAACAUAGACCCCAUGUUUGUGGAUGACUUCCCAUGUCUUGGCAUUGACAACAGGACAUCUUUACCACAGAACAAUUCUUCUCCGUGGCAUGAUACACUUUUCAAUAUAUCCAUGCAUGCAGCAAUCCGACGUGGAAAAUGGAAGUUACUAACUGGAUAUCCAGGUUGCAGUCAUUGGUUCCCUCCACCAUCUUUGUUCAAUGAGUCAAAGAUUCAAUCAUCUGAUCCACCAACAAAGAGAUUAUGGCUAUUUGAUAUUGUUCGUGAUCCUGAAGAGAAACAUGAUUUGUCUGAAAAAUAUCCUCAUGUAGUGGAAAAACUGCUGUCACGACUUCAGUAUUAUUAUAAACGUUCAGUGCCCGUGUUUUACCCUGAUGAGGAUCCCCACUGUGAUCCAGCAGCAACUGGGGCUUGGGGUCCUUGGGCAUAG
Messenger RNA from Antrostomus carolinensis (chuck-will's-widow), 1359 nucleotides. RefSeq names its product arylsulfatase B (gene ARSB). The record is from RefSeq and is a predicted model, not a curated record. The transcript has 8 exons. Gene Ontology annotation, molecular function: sulfuric ester hydrolase activity. NCBI's taxonomy places the organism in Eukaryota, Metazoa, Chordata, Aves, Caprimulgiformes, Caprimulgidae. The coding region runs from base 1 to 1359 and encodes 452 amino acids.